CGCUCAGCGAGUGCGGGAGGGCGCCUCUGACGGGUCUGCGUUGUAAACCUGGGCUCAAGCUGUGGUUUGAGCCCAAACCCCCCUGCUGUCCACCCACACGGAGGGAGUUCUCCUGUUGACAUAAUUAUACGACCCCCAGUGAGUGGCGGUAGCUAUGUUGGCGGGAGAGCAUCUCCGGAUGACAUAGAGUUGUCCGCACUGGCGCUUUUGUUGGUGAAACUUACGUCGGUCGUAGGUGUGGGGUGUUUUUUUCUUCUUCACACCACUGACUGACAAAAGUGCUGAUGUAGAUAUAGCCUGAGUCCCCAGCAUGGGCUCCACAGACCUGAGUUUACAAUGCAGUGUAGGCAUAUCAUUAUUGAGCAAGAGCUGAGUUUCUGCUAAGGUAAUCUCUUAAAGAGCCACUGCAGAAAGAACUACUAUGAAAAAAGAACCCCAAUAAAUAUUAGCUGAUGAAUUGCACAUGCCUUCCCUCCCAGAAAUGAUGUUUGGAGACAACAUCCUAAGAAUUCAGCAUGAUUAUGGCUUUGGAAUUGAGUUCAAUGCAACAGAUGCUUUAAAAUGUGUAAAUAACUAUCAAGGUAUGAUUAAAGUGGCCUGUGCAGAGGAAUGGCAAGAGAGCAGGACUGAGGCUGAACACACAAAAGAAGUAGUUAAACCAUAUGAUUGGACCUAUACGACAGACUACAAAGGAACAUUAUUAGGAGAAACUGUAAAGUUAAAAGUUGUACCUACAACUGAUCACAUUGAUACAGAGAAAUUGAAAGCCCGGGAACAGAUUAUGUUUUUUGAAGAAGUUCUGCUGUUUGAAGAUGAGCUUCAUGAUCAUGGCGUUUCAAGCCUGAGUGUAAAAAUAAGAGUAAUGCCUUCCAGCUUCUUUGUGUUGUUGAGGUUUUUCUUGCGCGUUGAUGGUGUACUUAUCAGGAUGAAUGAUACAAGACUUUACCAUGAGGCUGACAAGCCCUACAUGUUACGGGAAUACACAUCUAAAGAAAGCAAAAUUUCAAGCUUAACGCAUGUUCCACCCUCCCUGUUCACGGAGCCUAAUGAGAUCUCUCAGUAUUUACCUGUAAAGGAGACUGUUUAUGAGAAGCUAGAAUUCCCAGAGAAGUUGGAUCCUGAGCCUACAGCCUCAUCAGAAAGCACAUGCAUGGAAUGUAAAUAAAUGUGACUUUAUGUGGACUUGAAAUGGGCCCUCUUCUGGAGAUCAUAUGAUCACUUGACCAUUACUACUGGCGUAGUUUCACUAUUUAUGGGCUAAAGAUCAUUUGUUUGGCUAAUUUUUCUGUAGCCUUAAGGGGGCAAAAAGCUCAUUUCAGACAGGUUUCACUAAUGUGUAUAUUGUCCUUUUUUAAAUUAUUAUUUCAAACCCCUGUCUGGAAUUAAUGGUAGACUGGUAAUAAACAGGAGAAUUGCCUUGGAGAAUAAACUCCUCCCAUGAAUAGCAGUUUUUGUUCUGUUUUGAGCAUUUGGCAGCUAUAUUGCCUACACCCGCAACCACUAGCACCCUGGAUCAAGAAUUUUGGCUCUUGGUACCGAGAAGCUAGUGUAAUUCACAAACCUGAGCAGCUUUUAUUAACUGUAUGUAGAAUUUGUCUACAAUAAAAGGUUUUGUUCCCUA
This is a messenger RNA of Chelonia mydas (Green sea turtle), 1621 nucleotides long. It is a transcript of the gene TIPRL, whose product is annotated as TOR signaling pathway regulator. The coding region runs from base 464 to 1165 and encodes 233 amino acids. The record is from RefSeq and is a predicted model, not a curated record. NCBI's taxonomy places the organism in Eukaryota, Metazoa, Chordata, Testudines, Cheloniidae. Gene Ontology annotation, biological process: TOR signaling. The transcript has 7 exons. Gene Ontology annotation, cellular component: cytosol.